UAGACCAACUCAACAUCAAAAAUAUAUUAAAUUACUAGAUUCAACAGAUAAUGACUUGAAUAAUUCAUAUGAAAAAAUAUUUGUUAAGAAUACAAAUAAUGAAUUGCUUGAAAAUUACUCAAAUAUUAAGGAAACUGAUAGCGAAACAGAUAAUGAAAUAGAUAGUGAAAAUAAAUGA
Cetraspora pellucida is the source of this 178-nucleotide messenger RNA. NCBI's taxonomy places the organism in Eukaryota, Fungi, Glomeromycota, Glomeromycetes, Diversisporales, Gigasporaceae. The record is from the annotation of a GenBank genome assembly.